Ixodes scapularis (black-legged tick) is the source of this 3407-nucleotide messenger RNA. It is a transcript of the gene Taf5, whose product is annotated as transcription initiation factor TFIID subunit 5. Gene Ontology annotation, cellular component: transcription factor TFIID complex. The coding region runs from base 21 to 2093 and encodes 690 amino acids. Gene Ontology annotation, molecular function: RNA polymerase II general transcription initiation factor activity; protein binding. The record is from RefSeq and is a predicted model, not a curated record. Lineage: Eukaryota; Metazoa; Arthropoda; Arachnida; Ixodida; Ixodidae. Gene Ontology annotation, biological process: transcription initiation at RNA polymerase II promoter. The transcript has 3 exons.
GGCAAGCGUCGUCGGUCAAAAUGGCGGAAUCCGUGGUGGACGGGUCCGUUCCCGUCGUGAUAAGUAACGGCAACGCGGCGACUCCCGCGCCCGCCCCGACUCCCGAUUCGGUCACGUCCGAAAAGGACGAAGACAGCGAGCUCAACCUGGAUAAGAACUCUCUGCUGGCUGUCCUGAAGUUCCUCAAAAAGAACAAGCUCCAGGAGACCGAGCUCAUACUCCGCAAAGAAGCCAAGAUCCUCGGAGACAACAACCUUCAAGAGGACGUGCAGGCGAGUUCGGACGUGAGUAGCGUCCUCUCGACGUACAAAAGCGAAGGCGACCCGGACAUCUACGAAGACACGUACACGGUGUUUAAGCGCUUCGUUGAAUCGUCGCUGGACUCGUACCGCCACGAACUCGCCAUGAUCCUCUACCCGGCUUUCGUUCACAUGUACCUGGAGCUGGUCUACAACGAGCACGAGGAACAGGCCGUCAAGUUCAUGGAACGCUUCGGGCCCGAGCAGGAAGAGUACUACCAGGAGGACGUCAAACGCCUCUCGUGCCUCACCAAGAAAGAUCACAUGAAGGGUAACGAGUUCAUGGACAACUUCCGAUCGGGACAGUUUACAGUUCGAAUGUCCCGCGACACGUACAACUUCCUCAAGCGGCACCUCCAGGACAAGAAGAACACUGUCCUUCAAAAUAUUAUCCAGGAACACCUGUACCUCGAUGUCUACGAAGGAAUCGCGCGGAUGAAACCCCAGCUUGACGCUACGGCCGGUGCGUUCCUGGGGGAGGCGGCUCGGCAAGCGAAUAAGGUCAAAGUCUACUACGGGCUCCUCAAAGAACCCGAACUACAUAUUCCGCUCGACGAAGACGACGACGGCGGUGACGGAGAGGACAAGCCGAAGAAAAAGAAGCCCAAAAAGGACCCUCUUCUGUCUAAGAAGGCGCGCAACGACCCCAACGCGCCCCCCAACAAUCGGAUUCCCUUGCCCGAGCUCAGGGACGCUGACAAGUUGGACAAGAUCAGCGCCAUGAAGGAGGCCAUCAAGAGGGUCAAGCUGGGCCCGGACAGUCUCCCUUCCAUCUGCUUCUAUACUUUUCUCAACAGCCACUUGGGGGUUACGGUGGCCGAGAUAUCGGAGGACAGUACCCUUCUUGCGGCAGGGUUUGGGGACUCUCUGAUAAGGGUGUGGAGCCUGACCCCUAACAAACUGAAGGGGAUGAAGUCUGCGCACGACCUGGAGACAAUUGACAAGGAAGCGGAUGACGUCCUGUACAGGAUGAUGGACGAGCGCAGCGGCGUGGAGAUGCGUGUCCUGAUGGGCCACAGCGGCCCGGUGACGGCGGUCAGCUUUAGCCCCGACCACACAUACCUCCUGUCCUCUUCCGAGGACUCCACCAUUCGGCUCUGGAGCCUGCUGACGUGGACGAACGUCGUGUGCUACAAGGGCCACUGCUUCCCCAUCUGGGACGUCAAGUUUAGCCCGCACGGCUUCUACUUCGCUUCGUGUGGUCACGACCGGACGGCCCGGUUGUGGUCGACGGACUCCUAUCAGCCCCUACGAAUCUUUUCUGGUCACGUCUCCGACAUUGACUGCAUCCAGUUCCACCACAACUCUAACUACGUGGCGACCGGGUCGAGCGACCGGACGGUGCGCCUCUGGGAUGUCCUGACAGGCAGCUGCGUCCGCUACAUGACGGGCCACAAGGGCCGCAUCUACUGCCUCCAGUUUAGCAACGACGGUCGCUUCCUCACGUCGGGUGGUGCCGACUGCAAGAUCCUCCUCUGGGACGUGGCCCAUGGGCACCUCCUGGCCGAACUUGCAGGGCACACAGACACCAUCUACUGCCUCUGCUUCAGUCGAGACGCGACGCUCCUGGCAUCCGGAGGCAUCGACAACUGCAUCAAGCUCUGGGACUUCACCAGGCUCCUGGACGAGAUUGACCUGGAAGAACUCAACAUCUCACACGCGCCCACCGUCCGGACCAACUCGGACGGUCUGCUGCUCGGCUCGUACCCAACCAAGGCGACCUCAGUGCUGGCGUUGCACUUCACGAGACGGAACUUGCUGCUGGCUUCGGGGAUGUACCAGAGUGGGUCUUGAGUGUGUGAGCAUGAAACCUCAUCUAAGAGUGAUCUCCGAGACGAACUGGCUGAGGGCCGGGCACAUCGGUUACCGGCUACACUUCGUUGGCUUUCAGUCUGACAGUUCAGUGAAGGCUAGUAGUUUGGAACACUUGCCUUGCAGCUGGCCAUUGCAUAAAUGGUCGUGCAGUGAUAGAUUUUUUUGGAAGCUAAGGCUUGAUGCCCCCAGCUCUCUUGGACUGGGUCUUGUUGUCUAAGAGUGAUUUGUGAGGUGAACUGGCUGGGGUGUGAAAUAUGUGUUACCAGAGGCACGUGGCUACGCUUUGUUCACCUUCAGACUGACAAUUGAGUGAAGGCUAGGGUUUUAUGGGACUUGCUUUGCAGCCUGCAGCACUCCAUUGCACAAAUAGUCAUGCAGUGGAAGUUUUUUUUUUCUUUUCUUAAAGCUAUGGCUUAGUACCUCCAGCUCUCUUGGCACACUGUCUUGUUGUCUAAAAGUGAUCUGCAAGAUAAGCUGGCUUGCAUGCAGACACGUCUGCAAUCAGAGAUGCAUGACUGUGCCUUGUUGGACUUCAGACUAACAAUUCAGCAAAAGCUAGGGGUCUGGGCCACUUGCAGCCAUCCAUUGCAUAAAUUGUCAUGCAGUGAUAGUUUCAUUCGAAGCUAUGGCUAGGUACCUCCAGCUCUCUUGAACAGUUUCUUGUUGUCUAAGAGUGAUCUGCGAGAUGAUCUGGCUAAGGUGCAGGCAUAUGCGUUAUCAGAAAGGCAUUGCCACACUUCAUUGACUUUCAGACUGACAAUUCAACGAACGCUAGGGGCCUGGGCCGCUUGCCUCGCAGCCAUCCAUUGCACAAAUGGUUGUACAGUGAAAAGUUCCUUUGGAAGCUCUUGCUUGGCAUCUCCAGCUCUUAGCACAAUGUCUUGUCUGUGAGAUGAACUGACUUGGACAUGGGUACAUUUCUUACCAGGGAGGCAUAAGCAUGCUUUGUCAGUCAUCAGACUGUCAAUGCAGGGAUGGCUCUGGGUGCAGGCUAUACUUGCUUAGCAGGUACAUGCUUUCCAACUGCUCGAGCAGUGGAAGUUUCUUUGGAAGCUAUGGCUUUGUACCUGCAGCUCUCUCUGAACUGUCAGUUUAAGUGUAAAUGGGGAACCAGCUGCCCUGCAGUAGGGUUUCUUUGACUUCACCACAAGCGUUUGUUACUGCAAGCUGUCACGAGCUUAUGCCCUGUUUGGGAGGAUGGCUUGCAAUGCAAUAUUCUGAGGUGUUCUUCAUUUGUACAUAGGCUCAUUAUUUAUCACCCUUUUAUAUUUAAUAAAGUUGUGCCAACCUUUC